Erythranthe guttata (spotted monkey flower) is the source of this 2334-nucleotide messenger RNA. RefSeq names its product Cytochrome P450 superfamily protein (gene ROT3). Gene Ontology annotation, biological process: brassinosteroid biosynthetic process; sterol metabolic process; multicellular organism development. Lineage: Eukaryota; Viridiplantae; Streptophyta; Magnoliopsida; Lamiales; Phrymaceae. Gene Ontology annotation, molecular function: iron ion binding; heme binding; oxidoreductase activity, acting on paired donors, with incorporation or reduction of molecular oxygen, NAD(P)H as one donor, and incorporation of one atom of oxygen. The record is from RefSeq and is a predicted model, not a curated record.
UAACUCUCCUUCACUCCAUCCAUUCUCAUUUAAGUCUCUUACCAAAGACAAAACGAAUGAAUCCAUCGAAUACAAUAGUCUCUCUCUCUCUCUCUCCUCUUUCUUUCUUUCUCUCACUAGGAUAGAGAUAGAGAGAGAGAGGACUGCAUAUAUAUUUAUAUAGAACUGCACGUGUGCAGUGUGUAGGUCUCAGACCCCAUCAUAGCUAGAGCCACCCCCAGUACUUCUUUUUUUUUUCUUUUUUUAAUUUGAAUUUAAUCUCAAGAAAAGUUUGAUCGAUCAGAGUGAUGGGCUACAUCUUACCCCACAAAAAACAUAUACAUAUAUAGUAUCGUUUCUCUCAACUGAUAUUCAGCCCAGACUUCCCAGAAACAAAAAGAAAAUCAAGAAUGGGAUGGUUGAGUUGUGCAGAGAUUUGGGUUUUGAUUGUAGUACUGUUGGUGUCGGGUUUGUGUGUGUAUAAAAAAAUAUGGAUGAUGAUGAUGAUGAUGGUUAAAAGGGAAAAAGAAGAGAGAGAAGAGAGAGGAGAGAGAAAGAAUGGAGGAGGAGGGGUUUUCAGUGUACCGAAGGGGAGCUGGGGUUGGCCUUUGAUUGGUGAAACUUUGGAAUUUAUUGCUUCUGGUUACACCUCCAAACCUGUUUGCUUCAUGGAUAAGCGCAAAUCUCUGUAUGGAGAUGUCUUUCGAACACACAUUCUCGGAAAAGCCAUCAUCGUCUCGACCGAUCCCGAUGUGAACAAAGUUAUUCUACAAAACCACGGCAAUGCUUUUAUACCGUGUUAUCCGAAAUCCAUCUCCGAAUUAUUAGGGAAAUCCUCAAUUUUGCAAAUGAAUGGUCCUAUGCACAAAAAGAUGCACACCCUUAUCGGAGUUUUCCUCAAAUCUCCACAAUUUAAAGACCGAAUUACCCUUGAUAUCGAGAAAGUCGUAAGGCUGUCACUAUCUACUUGGAUGGAUAAGGGUUGCCAAGUUUUCGUUCAAGAUGAAACCAAAAAGAUUACAUUUGAAAUUCUAGUGAGAGUGCUAAUGAGCAUUGGUCCGGGCGAAGAGAUGAACGUACUAAAGAAAGAGUUUGAGGAAUUUAUCAAAGGCUUAAUAUGCUUGCCCGUUAAAUUUCCCGGUACAAGACUCUACAAAUCUUUGAAGGCGAAGGAGAGAAUGUUGAAAAUGGUGGAUAAAAUUAUAUUGGAGAGAAAAAUCGGCAUGGAUAAUAACAAAACAGAUAGUAAAGAAGAGUUGCCAAAUGAUGCAAUUGAUGUCCUAUUGCGCGACGCGUCAGCGGAAUAUUCUGGAGAUCAGCAAAUGCGGGUCCCGCUCGAUUUUGUCGCCGGAAAUAUAAUAGAGAUGAUGAUUCCGGGAGAAGAGACUGUGCCCACAGCCAUGACCUUGGCUGUCAAAUUUCUAAGUGACAGCCCUGUCGCGUUAGCGCAUUUAGUGGAAGAGAACAUGGAACUUAGGAACAAGAAGGAUCAAUCCGGCGAAGAAUAUUCUUGGACCGAUUAUAUGUCAUUGCCAUUCACACAAAAUGUUAUUAGUGAAACACUUCGACUGGCUAAUAUCAUUAACGCGGUGUGGAGAAAAGCUCUCAAGGAUGUCAAAAUAAAAGGUUAUUUAAUACCGAAAGGAUGGUGCGUUUUAGCUUCGUUCAGCUCGGUUCACAUGGAUGAAACGAAUUACGAGAACCCUUAUGAAUUUGAUCCAUGGAGAUGGAAGAAAAUAGGAGCUGCUGUGAGUAGCAAUACUUUCACACCAUUUGGUGGUGGACAAAGACUAUGCCCCGGACUCGAACUCUCGAGGCUCGAAAUCUCGAUUUUCCUUCAUUUUCUCGUUACAACAUAUCGAUGGAACUCCGAUAAAGACGAAAUAAUAUACUUUCCGACGGUGAGAAUGAAGAAGAAGCUUCCAAUCACAAUCAUGCCCCUACACACACCAAUGAAUUAAUUGCAAGCUAACAAAAGUUGGUUUCUAUCAUUAAUUAAUUUUCCUAGAAACAUCCGUGUCGGUUUUCGUUAACAGUUUCGUCGAAAUUGUCUCUUUUUUUUUUUUUUUUUUUUUUUUGUAUAAUAUAUAAUUGAAAUAUUGAUAAUAUGAUAUAGAAGAAGUUGAAUUAUGGAGUUGAGUAUUAGUCCCACUGUCACUAUCUCAAGUGUCUUCCUCAUUGAAGAAGAAGAGGGGUCUUUCCAUGGGCCGUGGUACUACAUUUUAAAUAGUGCAAGUUGAGAUAAUCAUGAUUAUGGUUUAUUUAAUGCUACACGUGUAUAUAUUCGAUAUAUAUAUAUGUGUGUGUGUGUGUACACCGACUUGAAAAUGAAAUCAAGCGAUCCAAUACUCGAUU